This is a messenger RNA of Oncorhynchus masou masou (cherry salmon), 3810 nucleotides long. RefSeq names its product putative zinc finger and SCAN domain-containing protein 5D. Gene Ontology annotation, molecular function: RNA polymerase II cis-regulatory region sequence-specific DNA binding; DNA-binding transcription repressor activity, RNA polymerase II-specific. Bases 1 to 1560 code for a protein of 519 amino acids. The record is from RefSeq and is a predicted model, not a curated record. Lineage: Eukaryota; Metazoa; Chordata; Actinopteri; Salmoniformes; Salmonidae. Gene Ontology annotation, biological process: regulation of transcription by RNA polymerase II. Gene Ontology annotation, cellular component: nucleoplasm. The transcript is spliced from 3 exons.
AUGGCUAACGUUAACUGUAUGGACUUUCACACUCAGAUAGCCUCCAUCAUGGAGGUUCUAGCGAAUGCAGCCGUGGCAGAGAUCUGUAAAGUCGUAGACGACGACUAUGCAGUGUUUCGUUUGGAAAUAACUCAAAGCCAGAAAGAAAACAGGGUAUUGCGGAGGAAGCUACAGCUACUGGAAAUGAAGGUGGCACGUGAGCGCGCAGAGAGAAUAGUGCGAGAGUGCGCACUCGCCAGUCGUCCCAGUAGUGUCAGGAUCCUCGACCGAUACAGAGGAAUGGCAAGAGGUGAAGGACAUCUAACUGGAGGCCACAAGAGCUUUGUGAAGCCAGCUGGACACAAUACAUGUAGAGAUGACCAACCAAUCACAAUUGAUGAGGGGAGUAGAACCUCAACCCAGCACGUUAUCAUGAUAGAGUCUGCAGAUACAGGUCCUGGGGUCAAGCUGGAGAGGUCUGAAGGAGAGGAGGACCCACGGCAAAGCAGAGACAUUCAGACUGAAAUGGCUGGAGUGCCCCCUGUAGCCAUGCAGGACCCCACGACAGUCCCAGUGCAGCCCAGAACCCGACACAGCAUCACGGAGGUCAGUGGACCGCUGAACACCGUCCUCAAAACAGAGACAGAUACCAAUACUUUAACUGUAACACACAGGCUGUUACACACAGGAUCUGACCACAGAUCAGACCCAGAGAGACUGGAGCCACUGGGCUGUCCUCCUGCUUCUGGCUCAGAGUAUUUACCGAUAUUUCGGCAGAGGACAGUUCAUUCCUUUGGGGAUGGUAACGCGUUAGACACUGGCGAUAAUGAUCCGUCUUGUUCUUACGCUACAGAGAUGGACCCUGGCAACAUGCCCUUGGUUUUAGAGACACAGACUGAUCUGUCAAGAGGGGACUGGAACCGGCACAGUAGUAGUGGAUACUCUGAAGGGUGCCUAGAUAAGAAAGGGGAGGGUCUGGUCGUAGAUGAAGUGGAGGGUGACGUUCCUCCCACAUGGAAUGCAGCUAAUCACCUAGGAGACGGACACUCACGGGGCAGAGAUUUCUUAGAUUACAGGAAAAGCUUAGAGACAAAUCCAGAUGUCAUUACCCACUCCCCUUUACAUAUGCUCGGGGAUCGCGACCCAGUGUCCACGUCGAUGGGGCCUUCCGAUUCAAAUGGCCAUGUCCAUUUCAAUCAGGCUCAGGGAGGGGGAGCCACAUCAGGCAACAGUAAAGAGAAACGGUUCCUCUGCAUGUUCUGUAACAAAGGAUUCAGCUGCCUCCAGAAGGUGGAGAUCCACCAGAGGGUCCACACAGGGGAGAAACCCUUCAGUUGUACUCAGUGUCAUAUGCGCUUCACCCAGGCUGGCCACCUGAAGAGACACCAGAUGGUCCACACAGGGGAAAAACCCUACAGCUGUACCCAGUGUCACAUGCGUUUCGCCCAGGCUGGUGACCUGAAGAGGCACCAGAGGGGUCACACAGGGGAGAAACCCUACAGCUGCCCCCUUUGUGAGAAUAGGUUCUCAGAGAGGACCUACCUCAGGAUACACCAGCAGAAAAAACAUUCCACUCAAUAGAAAAUAACCAUUCCACUUGAUAGCUUCUGACUUGAGAUCAAACCCUUCACUAAAGACAAGGAUUCAUUUUUAUUUUUGUCAGCAGAAAAGACCUACAGAUGCAUUUGGAAUAGCAAGAUUAACAGAUUUCAGUGUUGAAUUUUCCUGGGUAGAAUAUUGCAUCCAGGGGCCUCCCUGGCGCAGUGGUUAAGGGUGCUGUACUGCAGCGCCAGCUGUGCCAUCAGAGUCCCUGGGUUCAGUGCGCGCUGGCCAAGGUUGCCAGGUGCACGGUGUACCCUCCGGCACAUUGGUGCGGCUGGCUUCCGGGUUGGAUGCGCGCUGUGUUAAGAAGCAGUACGGCUGGUUGGGUUGUGUAUCGGAGGACGCAUGACUUUCAUGUCUCUCCCGAGCCCGUACGGGAGUUGUAGCGAUGAGACACGAUAGUAGCUACUACAACAAUUGGAUACCACGAAAUUGGGGAGAAAAGGGGGUAAAAUAAAAAAAAUUAAAAAAAAAAAUAAUAUAUAUAUAUUGCAUCCAAGCAUUGUGUGAUAUGUAAAGGCACAGUUGAAGUCGGAAGUUAACAUACACUAAGUUUGGAGUCAUUAACACUCGUUUUUCAACCACUCCACAAAUUUCUUGUUAACAAACAAUAGUUUUGGCAAGUCGGUUAGGACAUCUACUUUGUGCAUGACACAAGUCAUUUUUCCAACAAUUGUUUACAGACAGAUUAUUUAACAUAUAAUUCACUGUAUCAUAAUUCAGGUGCGUCAGAAGUUUACAUACACUAAGUUGACUGUAUCUUUAAACGUCUUGGAAAAUUCCCAAAAAUUAUGUCAUGGCUAUAGAAGCUUCUGAUAGGCUAAAUGACAUCAUUUGAGUCAAUUGGAGGUGUACCUGUGGAUGUAUUUCAAGGCCUACCUUCAAACUCAGUGCCUCUUGCUUGACAUCAUGGGAAAAUCAAAAUAUAUCAGCCAAGACCUCAGAAAAUAAUUGUAGACCUCCACAAGUCUGGUUCAUCCUUGGAAGGAAUUUCCAAAUGCCUGAAGGUACCACGUUUAUCUGUACAAACAAUAGUACGCAAGUAUAAACACCAUAGGACCACGCAGCCAUCAUACCGCUCAGGGAGGAGACCAAAAUUCAAAAUUCACCCAACUUAUUGUGGGAAGCUUGUGGAAGGCUACCCGAAACGUUUGACCCAAGUUAAACAAUUUAAAGGCAAUGCUUCCAAAUACUAAUUGAGUGUAUGUAAACUACUGACCCACUGGGAAUGUGAUGAAAGAAAUAAAAGCUGAAAUAAAUCGUUCUCUCUACUAUUGUUCUGACAUUUCACAUUCUUAAAAUAAAGUGGUGAUCCUACCUGACCUAAAACAGGGAAUUUUUACUAGGAUUAAAUGUCAGGAAUUGUGAAAAACUGACUAUAAAUGUAUUUGGCUAAGGUGUAUGUACACUUCCAACUUCAACUGUAUAAGUCUAAAAGUCUGUUACAUAUUGUGUUUGUACUGUGCUGGGCAAUUGGCGGCAAUUGCUUUAAAAAUACAACAUUUUCUCUACGCCCAAUGGCAAAAUGUGUAGAAUUGCAGGAAAUUUUGCAAGUACAUUCAAUUUUCACGUGUUCCAUCGCAAAAGAACAUAAACAAAUCUCACAAGUAUCAGACACCGCAAGCUCCCAGCUACUAUCUAAUCAACGCUGUAUUGACAUUGUCCCACCCCUGGUUAGUCACUAUAAAGCCAAAUUUAACACUCUUCCAAUACAUUUUCAGCAAUAUUGCCUCUGUCUUUCUGCAGGCAUUUGUCUAUCACUCUGUGUGUAGCCAGUUGAUGUGAUAACUGUCUUUUGAGUUUCCCCAAAACCUUUUCAAUUAAAUAUGAACUGUUUGUAUCUAUUAUUUGUUAUUUGCUAACUUAGCCAUGAAAUGAGCAGCAGCAGUACAGAACCAUCGCUAGACGCAUAAUUAAAGGGCCAGAUGCGCAAUUAAAGGGGAAUAUUUUUUGGGUAUUCUUCUAGGCAGACCAAAAACACUAUUUUUUGGGGGAAAUCUGAUUUUAGAGGGCCCCCCUAGUUGUUUAUUAACCAUGACUUUACCAGGUAUAUUGACAGAAAACACAACUUUCUCUUGUACAAUAAGGACCCAGGGAAGAGUUGCAGGGGAGAGAAGAAUGUGCCUAUUUGAAAGCUAGGAAAUAAUAGUAGCUUGAGAGAUGAAUGUGGUUUUCAUAUGGAGUAUUUGAAACUUGUUUCUGUUUAAUAAAGACAACAUGGGAUUUUCA